Molecule: messenger RNA, 414 nt
Organism: Bactrocera neohumeralis
Lineage: Eukaryota; Metazoa; Arthropoda; Insecta; Diptera; Tephritidae
Product: glutamate receptor 1-like
Exons: 2
Source: RefSeq, a predicted model, not a curated record
CUGCGAUUGCAACAGAUUUACCAAGGGCUUAAACCCGGCAACGAGUCAUUUCAAGUGGAAAUGGUAAAGCGUAUUGCGAAUGUAACAAUGGCCAUCGACUUCCUGCAUACGCUCGAGGAUUUGGGACGCUUCACCAACAAAUACAUUGUGCUGGAUUGCCCAACGGAAAUGGCCAAACAGAUACUCAUUCAACAUGUGCGCGAUAUAUCGCUCGGAAGAAGGACAUAUCACUAUUUGCUAAGCGGUUUGGUAAUGGACGAUCGUUGGGAGAGUGAAAUCAUCGAAUUUGGUGCCAUCAAUAUAACCGGAUUUCGUAUUGUUGACACUAAUCGUCGGUUCGUACGUGAUUUCUUUGACAGUUGGAAGCGCUUGGAUCCGGCAACAUCGAUUGGCGCCGGCAGGGAAUCAAUUUCG